Messenger RNA from Rhincodon typus (whale shark), 4177 nucleotides. It is a transcript of the gene leng8, whose product is annotated as leukocyte receptor cluster (LRC) member 8. Bases 242 to 2656 code for a protein of 804 amino acids. The record is from RefSeq and is a predicted model, not a curated record. Lineage: Eukaryota; Metazoa; Chordata; Chondrichthyes; Orectolobiformes; Rhincodontidae. The transcript has 16 exons. Gene Ontology annotation, cellular component: nucleus.
GAAGUGGUGCAGGUACGGGCCAAGGUGACGGUUGGAGCCGGCGCCAUUUCGUGAAGGGACGGACGGAGAGAGCAAACACAGGAGAAAAAAUUCUAGAAAAUAACCCGAGAAAACUCUCUCUCUGUCGACAUCGCCUGUUACAACCCGUCGAGGAGCGUGCGUGCCAUCAGCCGGCUGCAGGAACUGUCGACCAGGCAGCGGAAGCCGGGCGCUGGUGGGUUCCAGCAGCCGACCAGGGGAAAUGGCCACAUUGCAGCAGCAACAGCAGCAGCAGCAACAGAGCAACCAGAGCCAGACCUGGAUCGGGAACCAGGCAACGCAGGCAGCGCAGUGGGCCCAGCAGUACAGCUGCGCCGGCAGCGCGGCGACCGAGAAUUCCGGGAAGCAGGAGAACCCGGAAUGGGAGAAGGCCCGGCAGGCACUGGCCAGCAUCCACAAGGCCAGCUCACAGUCUGGGGCAGCCAGCAGUACCGGGCAAGGAGGUACCCAGAGUGCUCAGUACCUGGCACAGCAGGCAGACCCGGCCGCCAUGCAACAGUAUUAUCAGCAGUGGUACCAGCAGUACAGCUACAAUUACUCUUAUCCCUACUACAGCCCCUACCAGAUGAACAUGUAUUCGGGCUACCAGGGGCAGUACAACGUGCAGGGCUCCUACCCAGCAACACAGCAGGCUACCCAGCACAGCAGUAACCACACGCAGCAGCCACCCGUUCCGGGUUUGGAGGACAGCUUGACCUACCCAGGUUCCCAGCAGGCCCAGGGAGCGGUUGUUCAGCCACGGGAGCAACAGAGCCAGCAGCAGAAACACAAUGCGACAGGAGGCUCCGGUUCCAGCCACCAGCAACAGCAGCAACAACAGGGUCCAUACCCCGACUCCGGGGGCAAAGGCAAGAAAGGGCAGCAGCUGUGGCAGCGGAUGAAACAGGCACCGGGCAGCGGGGGGGUCAAGUUCAACAUCCAGAAGCGGCCAUACACGGUCAGCAACCAGAGCUUCGGAGGCACGGCGGAGCAAGGCGGGGCGAGUUUCACCGAGUCCGACAGCGGCUCUCCGACCAAGCCAGACGACUGGCCGCAGGCGAUGAAGGAGUACGUGCAGCGGUGCUUCACUGCGUGCGAGACGGAGCCGGACAAGGACCGCACCGAGAAGCUGCUAAAGGAUGUGCUGCAGGCCCGGCUCCAAGACGGCACCGCCUACACCAUCGACUGGAGCAGCGAACCCCUCCCAGAUCUGAGUAAAGAAGAAGCCAAGUCCACUCCCCCGAAGAAGAACCGUUGGGGCCUGCCCAGCAGCCAGUCUCACCGAGGAGGCCUGACCUCGAGCCCCUCACAGCGAGGUUCCCUAUCGUCUGCAGCCAAUCACCGCAGUGGCCCCCCGUCCUCACAGCGGGCUCGGGGCAUGGGACAGCCCUCCCGCUUCGGUUACCGCAAUGUCUUCACCCGGGAGCAGUCUAGCUCGUCGUCCAGCGCAGGCUCCCAUUCCCGAUCAGCUAGCCGGUCCCGAUCCUCAUCCCGAUCACCGCACAGGCGUCACCACCGCAGUGACAGCGGCUCGAGCUCGGAGUCCGAGAGCAGCUCAUACUCAGGCAGUGAGACCCGGGCUGGCUACAGGAAGCCCCUGCAAAAGGGCCGGGGCCGAGGCCGAGUGGAGCGGGGACGGGGCCGAGGUCGUAUGCACAGGACACGGAGGGACUUUGACACAAUGGGACCCGGUAAGAAGAGCCGCCGGGUGAAGCAGCACGGCCAGCUGGCCUUCGAGGACCCCGACAAGGAGUUCAAGAAGCAGCGACGGGCUGCCCGCUUCCAGCACGGCACCCCCAAGAGGCUGCGCGGUGAGCCCCUGGUGCUGCAGAUCAACAGCUUCGACAGCGGCGCCGAGCCCCUCGACUGGGACCACAUCAAGAUCGUUGGCACCAGCCAGGAGGUCACCAAGCACUACCUGCGGCUCACCUGCGCCCCCGACCCUUCCACGGUGCGGCCCGUUUCGGUUCUCAGCAAGUCUCUGGCCAUGGUAAAGACUCACUGGACCACCCACCAGGACUAUGCGUUUGCGUGCGAGCAGCUGAAAUCGAUCAGGCAGGAUCUGACGGUCCAAGGGGUACGUACUGAAUUCACAGUUGAAGUCUACGAGACGCAUGCACGGAUUGCUCUGGAGAAGGGCGACCACGAGGAAUUCAACCAGUGCCAGACCCAGCUGAAGUCACUGUACGCUGAGAACCUCCCAGGGAAUGUGGGGGAAUUCACAGCCUACCGAAUCCUCUACUACAUCUUCACACAGAACUCCGGAGACAUCACGACGGAGCUGGCCUUCCUCAGCCGGGAGCUGAAGUCAGAGCCAUGUGUCGCUCACGCCCUGGCCCUGCGAGCCGCCUGGGCCCUGUGUAAUUACCACCGCUUCUUCAGGCUGUACCGUCAGGCUCCGCACAUGUCCGCUCGCCUCGUGGCCAAGUUUGUGGAACGUGAGAGAAAGCAGGCCCUCAAGGCCAUGCUCAAAACUUACCGGCCAGCAUUGCCCGUCUCCUACGUGCAGUCGGAACUGGCCUUCGAAAGCGAGGAGGAGUGUCAAGGGUUCCUGAGCUCACUGGCUCUCACCUUUCUCGGAUCUGAUAGCACCAAGAUCGACUGCAAGCUGAGCGCCUUGCAGGCGCCGAAUUUCUGACCCUCUCCCGGCCUGUGUCCGACGCCUGGGGUGGGGGGCCUUGGCGGUGUGGGAUUGGGGGAGGGGGAGGUGCAGUGUUUGUAGGAUUGGUGGAUGAGGCGGCACAGACACUACAUCUGUUCCUUUUCGACAAUCCGCCGACUCUCCUGCCUUUCCCCCCCUCCCCCGCCCAUGUCUUCCUGGUAUAUAACUUCCCGUUUCUCCCCAACACCACGCCCGUUUUAGACAUUGCUUUUCGGGGGAACGGGUUCAAGUUCCUUUUCCAUGGGCUCUGUUUUUUGUUUGAUGUCCCCUCGGGAGCUUGUGGUUAUGUUGGCGUAGAAGGUGGUGAUUCACGGGCGGGUUGGGGGAGCCGAAGGUGGAUGUGUUGUGUGAAUCCUGUUUCCCCACUCCCCCCCCCCCAUGCUCCCACCCCAGGAUCACGUCUCCGUCGCUGAGUGGGACCCACACAGAGAAAGAGACAGACCCAUGCCCUCCACCCACCACCUCUGCAAUUCCUCUGUUUCCCCGCCCCCACCCCCGGGGUAGAUCUGUCCCUGUAUCUGCCCGCCGUCCCCAUCUCCUGGUCGGUGCUUUGGUAGAUGUUCAUCCUUUAACCCCACUCACUACAGCCAAAUCUUGGGAAUGCGAAGAGCUCUGGGCUGUUUUUGUUUGUGUGGGGGGGGAUGUUGCAGGGUGUGGGUGGGGUAUGUGCGGGGAGUUGACCCUGUGACUGUGUACAUAAUGUCUGUGUAUAUUUAUAUAUAGAGAUAAAAGAUGUGUAUUUCACAGCCUUUUUAACAAUUUGUACAGGCCUCGACAGCCAGAAAUGACCCACGUUUUCUCUCCCCUUCACCUCAGCUCCCUGUCUUGCCCUACCCUACCCCGUCCUCCCCUUCAUUGUCCCUUUUGUUGUCUUAUCUCUAGCAAUCAAGUGUACCUUUGUAAAAAGAAAAAGUUGUCUUGUAUGUAUAUUUUUUUGAUGUGCCUAUUUACGACAAGACGCUAACUAUGUUUCAGUUUUUUUCUCUCUCUCUCUUUCUCUCUCUCUCUCUCUCUACCCGAUCCCUCUUCUCAUUCCUCCCCUCCUAUACUCUCUCUCCCUCUCUUUCUCUCUCUCUGUCAACGGCUAGCCCCCCAGAGAGAGCGACGUCGCAGGAAGAGAAACGAAAGCGGCAGAAAUCCGAAACGCCGAACAAAAAUGUACAUAAAAUAAAAAAGCAAAACAAGCAUGUGCGGAGAGAGAGAGAAAAACGACCAGAAAGAUAAAAGCGCAGACAGAGAGAGAGAGACAGAGAGACGCCGGCACGAAAUGCAGAGGGGCAAGAGAGAGGAGAGGGCAGCGUGUCAUUGGAAUGAAGAUCAGAGGGUCCAGCGUUUGACAGAGGCACCCCUGUCCAUCACCAAUCCAGCGACGACCUCAAACAGAAGGGACUUGUGUUUGUGUAGAACCGACUCUUGGAGCAGAAUGAGUUAGUGUUUUUCAAUUUCCUAUUUUUAUUUUUUGAAAAGAAAGAAGUAAUAUAUAGAUAUGAGAAUGUC